This is a messenger RNA of Cherax quadricarinatus, 6246 nucleotides long. NCBI's taxonomy places the organism in Eukaryota, Metazoa, Arthropoda, Malacostraca, Decapoda, Parastacidae. The record is from RefSeq and is a predicted model, not a curated record.
AACGGUGGGAGGGUUGAUGUGACCUCCAGGAACCAUGAUCCAGAGAGAGGUGGGGCGGGUUAUACUUCUACCAGUUAUAUCUCAAAUAUUAGUGUCUUGUGUGUGACCUGACUCUCCCUGGCCAUGGAUCAAGAGCCCCGCUAGCUGCCACGCUACUUGGAUAAUGACGUCGAGGUGUGCAAGAGACACAAGAUUACUGAUGUAUCUUCACGAGUUCACAAAGAAGUUGAACAUCUAAGGUGAAGACGACAAGAUGAGUGAUAAUCCUCUCUCACUAUUGAGCUGAAAUAGGAAUGGCUGGAAGGAAAGGAAAAAUAAAAUUUUGACGCUACCAUCUUCAUGAUGGAAGGAUUACACAUUCCAUAUCCAGGAAAAUUUCAUAGUGUAAAUCCAGCAGGUAGUGUGGUGGGACAACAGACUCUCAUUCAUCCAGGUACAGCGUUUUAUGGUAAUUUCCACAUCCAAAAAAAUAAUGAGUUGGGAAAUUUCCAUGCCCAGAAAAGUGCUGAAUUUAGAAGCUUUCCAGCUCAGAAAAGUGUACAGCCUGAAAAUUUCGAUGCCCAGACUAAUACAGAGACUGGAAGUUUUAGUGUCCAGAAAAAUGCAGAGCCUGGAAGUUUUCCCGAACAGAAAAAUAUAGUCUCGGGAAGUUUUAUUGUGCAGAAAAACAAAGAAGCUACAAAAGACGAAGCUACCAACACAGGCGAUGAAAAACCGUACGAUUGUGAUCGUUGUAGCAGAAGCUUUGCACAGAAGAGUCACCUUACUAGUCACAUGCUCUGGCACAGUAAGGAGAAGAACUUCGAAUGUGUGAUAUGUGGUAAGCGCUUUACUAUGGAGAGCCAUCUCAAUGGCCACAUGCACGAGCAUAACCGAGAGAAGAAAUUUGAAUGCCAGGUUUGUGGGAAACGAUUUGCUAUGGAAAACUAUUUAAAUAGUCAUAUGCUUGUUCAUAUUACUGAAAAAAAGUUUGAAUGUAAGAUUUGCGAUAAGAGAUUUUCUAUGGAGAAUCACCUUAAUAGUCACAUGCUUGUGCACAAUCAGGAAAAAAAAUACGAGUGUGGAAAGUGUCAUAAAAGGUACAGUCAGAAAAGCCACUUAAACAGUCAUAUGCUGAAACACAGCACAGAUAAGAAGUUUGAGUGUACAUUGUGUAGCAAAAGAUUCAACAUGGAAAACCACUUAAAUAGUCACAUGCUCGUACACAGUGAAGAAAAGAGAUAUGAAUGUGUGCUGUGUGGGAAGCGCUUUCACAUGGAGAACCACCUCAAUAGCCACAUGCUGGUACACAGUGAGGAGAAAAAGUUUGAGUGUACUCUGUGUGAUAAACGAUUCAAUAUGGAAAGUCACCUAAACAGUCAUAUGCUAGUACAUAACAGUGAAAAGAAGUUUGAGUGCUUGCUGUGUGGUAAAAGGUUUAGUAUGGAGAGUCAUCUCAAUAGCCAUAUGCUCGUCCAUAAUGAGAAAAAGUUUGAGUGUAAUUUAUGUGGAAAACGAUUUUACAUGGAGAUCCAUUUAAACAGCCAUAUGGUCAUGCACAGUAGUGAAAAAAACUUUGAGUGUGAAAUAUGUGGCAAACAGUUUUUAAUGGAAAGCCAUCUUAAUAGUCAUAUGUUAGUGCACAGUGAAGAGAGGAAAUACGAAUGUUUGUUAUGUGGGAAACGAUUUAAUAUGGAAAGUCACCUCAACAGCCACAUGUUAGUACACAAUGAGAAAAAGUUUGAGUGCGUUUUGUGUGGCAAACGCUUUAAUAUGAUAAGUCACCUGAACAGCCACAUGCUUGUGCACAGUGAGAAGAAAUUUGAAUGUGAUAUUUGUGGAAAACGAUAUAAGCAGAGUAGCCAUCUUAACAGUCAUAGGUUUGUCCACACACAACAGAAAAAUUUUGAAUGCGAGGUGUGCAGGAAGCGAUUUUCCCAGGAAAGCCAUCUUAGUAGCCAUAGGUAUGUGCACAGUGAAGAAAAGAAAUUUGAAUGCGAAAUCUGUGGGAAACGAUUUAUGCAAGAACUUCAUCUCAACAGCCAUAGGUUUAUGCAUAAUGAGGAAAUAAAACUUGAAUGUCAGGAAUGGGGAAAAAGGUUUACUCAGAAAAGCCAGGUAAAUGGUCAAAUAUUCAUACACACUGAUGAAAAAAGGUUCGAGUGUGAAGAAUGCGGCAAGCGCUUUGCACAGAAGAGUCAUUUAAAUAGCCAUAGAUUUGUACACAGUGAGGAGAAAAGGUUUGCAUGUGAUGUCUGCGGAAAGCGUUUCUCGCAUGAAAGUUACCUUACUAGCCACAGCUAUGUACAUAGUGAAGAGAAAAAGUUUGAAUGUGAAGUUUGUCACAAACGCUUCACACACGAGAGCCAUCUCAACAGCCACAGAUUUGUGCACAGUGAGCGGAGAACCCUAGAGCAGGUGGAGUUCCCUAAACCUGUACAGCAGCCUCAGACUGAGCAAGUACCUAUAACUAAUAAUGUAGAAGUCCAGACCGAUAAAAAGCCAUUUGAAUACGAGGAAAAUGGAAAAUUGUUAAUACAGCAGACUUACCAACCACCAUAUGCAUAUGCUCAGUGGGAACACGUUCGAACAUUGUGGUCAUUGUAGCCAAAGUCCAGUGGCAAACCGUGAACAGUACUUAAAAUGUAAUUCAACAGAAUGCUAAUAUUUACCGGUAAGUACGGUAUGAACUAUUUUAAAGCAGUAAGGUUAAAAUUCUUUUAUUUGUGGGAAUUUCAAUUAAUAUGGCUGUGCCAUUCUUAAGGAAGAAGAGAUACUCUUAAGCAACGUAUUUACGUGAUACAUUUCUUGGUAAUUGUAGAUAUGAACAAUAUAACUAGAAGAAAAGCAAAUCAGUUAAUGUAUCUUAAUGCUACUGGCUACUGAAAUAAACACCUUAAGCCAACACAACUGAAAAUCAUAAGAAUUUGAUAGUAUGCAGGUGUUCCCUCAUUUUAUGCAAAUUCACUAUUAUGCGAGGCCCUAUUUCUAUCAGUAAAUCUGUACGUGUGAUCUGCACUCACAGCAAGUGACGAGCGAGGUCCGCGAAGUACGUUGAUGACUUGAUGGAAUCAAGUGUUAAUAACACAAUUGAGCUACAUAGAAGUACAGUGGGACUUGAAACUCGUCCACUGCAUAAAGCGAAGGACGCCUUUACUGCACUUGCUUGAUUUGUAUUAGGUAAAUGAGUAGGACCUGAUACGGCAAACUAGAAAAUUUAAAAAAAAAAGAAAUAUUUCAGAUUAUUUUGCAUGAAGUUACAGCAACAUCCUGGAAAAGGAUGUUCAAUUUUCGAGUCUUGAAGUGACUCCUCAAAUAUAUCAUAUCAGUAGCGACCUCCUUAAUGACCAAUGCUAGGCUUCAAUACGUCUUCACCUGUUUGAAAGAUGAUUACAGUAAACUCUCGAUUUAAUGGACUCGAUUUAAGGGGCUUGGAAAAUACGAAUGGAAACCGCUGGAUCAGUUGAUUUGGAAACAAGGGAUGAGGUCUAUUGGCUCCAGAAUUGUUCGUUAUUGCUACGAUCACAGGGGAAGCAAUCUCAUCUCUGUCCACCACAAUCACCAUGCCAGCCAUCCACUACCCCCUUGUAUUCCGUUGAAUCGAAGGUUUACCUUAGUAACUCCAAUGCCAUGGUGUCUCCCUAGGCAAAUAAGCCUAAAUAUAUUAUUUAUAGAGAAAAAUAUGUCUGUGAUUCUGUAAUCUAUUUAUGGUAGGCAAUAUUGUGUGCUAAUUAACUAUGCUAUUUAAGAAAUGAAUGGCCUUCUUGUAAGAGGAAAGGAUUAAUAGUAUAUUAGUUUGAUGUUAUACAUUAUAAACCUGGGCUUGUCACUUGCAACACCUCUUCUAAUAGAUUUUUUGCUGAUUGUAUUUCUUCACGAAGGGGGUUAUAUAAAAGGCACUUAUUCACAUAUUCACUAUACAUCUAAUUUUUUUUUUUUUAAGUUUUUAAUUAUCUUAAAUACUUUCUUUGUUAUAAAAGAAAGUAGAAAUAUUGGAAAACUUUGGGCAUCCUAAGUAUAGUCUACCUAUUUACAAACAUUACCACAGACCAGGGCACGACUGUGCACUCUGCAUCAAGGUACAGGUGCUCCUUGAUUUGUGAUGGUGCAAAAGCAAUUACAGUGGACCCCCGGAUUACGAUAUUUCAUUCCAGAAGUAUGUUCAGGUGCCAGUACUGACCGAAUUUGUUCUCAUAAGGAAUAUUGUGAAUUAGAUUAGUCCAUUUCAGACCCCCAAACAUACACGUACAAACCCACUUACAUAAAUACACUUACAUAAUUGGUCGCAUUGGGAGGUGAUCAUAAACCGCGGCUCCACUGUACUUUGGUGACAAAACUCGUGAUAAUUACCCAACAUAAAACCAGCAAGUCCGUAACUUGUAUUCAUAUAUUUACUUUUUAGUACUGGUAUUUAGUUACAGUAAUUAUUUGUUUAUUUACUUAUCCAGUAAUAGUAGUUAUUUACUUACUUAUUGAGCAUAUAUUCAUAUUUGACUUACGAUAUUUUUGACUUAUGGUGGGUUUGUCAGAAGGUAACCCCAUAGUAAACCAAGGGCGCCUGUGUUAUAUCACUUAGCCAGACUCCACAUACUGAACAGUAUAGUAGUGCAUACUGUAUGUCGAUACAAAGUGCUCAGAUUCAAGUCUUGCUCUGGUCUGAUAUAAUGUCUUUAAAUACUUCAAUUUCUCUCAUUUUGCUAAUUGUUCAGCAUAGUCUACCUAUGCUAUUUCUUAGGAUAAACAGUCAUAUUGAGACAGAGAAGAUCAUGUUUAAAGAACGGUCAAUUUUAAGCAGCUAAAUCAUAUUUUCAGCUUGCAAAAUGAAGAGUAGCUUAAAGAAGAAUCUGAAACCUUUUGACGUAAAUAAGAGUUCUCAGCUCCAAUGAGGAGUAGCUUAAAAAAGAAUCUGAAACCUUUUGACGUUAAUAAGAGUUCUCGGCUCCUCUGCACUUAUGUUUCUUACUACACUAGAAAUUAAGUCCUUCAUCAGUCAGAAAUAGUUUUCACUCUUAGGGGUCUAUGUAAUAUUACUAGUAGUAUAUUUGUGCAUAUACAUAUAAGCGAACAAGCAUGAGAGAGGUUGUAACAUGAUAAAUGAGGCAGAAUGAACUGGCUCAUUUAUGCUGUUGAUUUUGAAAACUUUCCAAUAAAUGUGAAAAAUGAUGGAAAAGCAUUAACAAAGAAACCAGCAUCAUUAUUGUGUAAAGUGGCACUGCCCCCCCCUUCCAUGGAUCAAACCUGGUUACCCUCCCCCACCCCUCACUUUUCCCAUACCAGAGACGACUGGUGCAAAGCCAAUUGAUGGCGAGAAAGACCCAGUUGUAGAGGCGAACUUUAUCGAGACAUUUCGCCUGCGGACAGGUAAAAUGUCUCGAUAAAAUUCCUGUUUUUCACGUAAUUCCCUUUUCAUUUUCCAUGAUGGGCACAUCAUAUGACAUAGCCACAACAAGUGACAUUGCUAACACGAACUAAUACUAACUAGUUCUGUCUCUAUCAUUCUGGUUUUCUAUCAUGUACAUGUAAUAUAAAAUUCCUUUUGAUAUUUGAGUAACAAAAUUAAGUUCUGAAACCCAGUGAAGCUUCAUUAGCAUGUUAAAACCUCAAUUUUGCAAAUACACAUUAAUAUAGUGUCUAUUUACUUAAAUGUCAGGAAAUAAAGUUUUAGUCUUAAUGGGAAGCUAUGGACAGAUAGCUGGUAGUGUACAAAAAUAUUCACAUACUCUCUGUACUCGUUAUUUAGGGACAGUCAAGCAUUACAGUUGGGGUAACAGUAACAUAAAAUUGUCGUAAAAAAUUUUUCUUAAUUUAUCUUGUAUAAUUAGUAUGCAAUGUUUUAUAUCAGAGUACUUAAUAUUUUUAAAUGAUGAUGCUAAUGUUGUAUAAAAUUAUUUAUGAUAGAAUGUGCAAACCAAAAAUCAUCUAUUUUGGGUUAAUGUAAUACUUGGACUUUCCUGAAAAUAAAUAUUGCAAUUCCAGUUCGAGUUACAAUAGACAAAAAGUGUAAGUGGCAUGGUUCCGGUUUAUCACCUUUAUAGAAUAAGCUGAUGGCUGGUAGUAAGAAAAUUUGGUUUCUCUGUUUUGAAGUGAACGAUAUUAAAACACCGUGACUUGAUGAAGCAUUUCCUGAAGCCUCGCUGUUUUAAUGUAUGUACUAAAGAAUGCAUUUAUUUAGUGCCCUCUUCAGAAUUUUAAUGUCCGGAACCAUGCCUUUGUUAUCUUUUAGACGUCUUUUAGACAGGCUCCUUGCGUCUCUUUGUAUGUUUUCUU